Molecule: messenger RNA, 1118 nt
Organism: Urocitellus parryii (Arctic ground squirrel)
Lineage: Eukaryota; Metazoa; Chordata; Mammalia; Rodentia; Sciuridae
Gene: Rack1
Product: receptor for activated C kinase 1
Molecular function (GO): protein binding; translation regulator activity; ribosome binding
Source: RefSeq, a predicted model, not a curated record
GGGAAAGCGCUCUCUUUUCCUUUGCAGGGCUGCGGCGCGGUGGCCGCGGUGCUUGUCUCUCUGAGCUAUCCGGUGCCAUCCUCGUCGCUGCGGCGACAUCUCCACCCGCCGCUGCCAUGACUGAACAGAUGACCCUUCGUGGUACCCUCAAGGGCCACAACGGAUGGGUAACCCAGAUCGCUACUACUCCGCAGUUCCCGGACAUGAUACUAUCCGCCUCUCGAGAUAAGACCAUCAUUAUGUGGAAGCUGACCAGAGAUGAGACCAACUAUGGUAUCCCACAGCGUGCUCUGCGGGGUCACUCCCACUUUGUUAGUGAUGUGGUCAUCUCCUCAGAUGGCCAGUUUGCCCUCUCAGGCUCCUGGGAUGGAACCCUGCGCCUCUGGGAUCUGACAACGGGCACCACCACAAGACGAUUUGUAGGCCAUACUAAGGAUGUGCUGAGUGUGGCCUUUUCUUCUGACAACCGGCAGAUUGUCUCUGGAUCCCGAGACAAAACCAUAAAGUUAUGGAAUACUCUGGGUGUUUGCAAAUACACUGUCCAGGAUGAGAGUCACUCGGAGUGGGUGUCUUGUGUCCGCUUCUCACCCAACAGCAGCAACCCUAUUAUUGUCUCCUGUGGCUGGGAUAAGCUGGUCAAGGUGUGGAAUUUGGCUAAUUGCAAGCUGAAGACGAACCACAUUGGCCACACCGGCUAUCUGAAUACUGUGACUGUCUCUCCAGAUGGAUCCCUCUGUGCUUCUGGAGGCAAGGAUGGCCAAGCCAUGCUGUGGGAUCUCAACGAAGGCAAGCACCUUUAUACACUAGAUGGUGGGGACAUCAUCAAUGCCCUGUGCUUCAGUCCCAACCGUUACUGGCUCUGUGCUGCUACAGGCCCCAGCAUUAAGAUCUGGGACUUGGAGGGCAAGAUCAUUGUAGAUGAAUUGAAGCAAGAAGUUAUCAGUACCAGCAGCAAGGCAGAGCCACCCCAGUGCACCUCUCUGGCCUGGUCCGCUGAUGGCCAGACCCUGUUUGCUGGCUACACAGACAACCUUGUACGAGUAUGGCAGGUGACCAUUGGCACUCGCUAGAAAUUUUAUGAGCUUCACAAAUAAAAAGAAAAAAAAACUGGCUUUCUA